Messenger RNA from Verticillium alfalfae VaMs.102, 1002 nucleotides. RefSeq names its product voltage-gated potassium channel subunit beta-2. Bases 1 to 1002 code for a protein of 333 amino acids. Lineage: Eukaryota; Fungi; Ascomycota; Sordariomycetes; Glomerellales; Plectosphaerellaceae. The transcript is spliced from 3 exons. The record is from RefSeq and is a predicted model, not a curated record.
AUGUCCGCCCAUAUGGAAUACGUCAGACUCGGCACGAGCGGCCUCAAAGUCUCCAAGAUCAUCCUCGGCUGCAUGACCUUCGGUUCCCCGACAUGGGAAUCCUCCCCCUGGACCCUGGGCGAGGAAGACGGCCUCGAGCUCCUCAAGGCCGCCUACGACGCGGGCAUCAACACCUGGGACACGGCGGACACGUACUCCAACGGCCAGUCGGAGGUGAUCAUCGGCAAGGCGCUCAAGAAGUUCAACAUUCCGCGGCAAAAGGUCGUCAUACUGUCCAAAAUCUUCAACCCCGUCAUGGACGACGAUUCAAGACCGCCGAGCGUCAACGACGGGCCAAUGGUCAACCUCAUGGGUCUCAGUCGCAAACACAUCUUCCACGCCGUCGACAGCAAAAGACCAACACAGCCAGACGUCCUCCAAAUUCACCGCCUGGACCGCGAGACGCCCCCCGAAGAAAUCAUGCGCGCCCUGAACGACGUGGUCCAGUCCGGCAAGGUCCGCUACCUAGGCGCCUCGUCCAUGUAUACCUGGGAGUUUGCCCGGCUGCAGUACGUCGCGCGCGCACACGGCUGGACAGAGUUCAUCUCGAUGCAGCCCUUCUACAACCUCCUCUAUCGCGAGGAGGAACGCGAGAUGCUGCCCUUUUGCCGGGCGAGCGGCGUCGGCGUCAUCCCGUGGAGUCCCAUCGCUAGGGGUCUGCUAGCGAAGCCGCUGGGCGAGGAGUCGGUGCGGAGCAAGAUGGACAAGAAGAAGGAUCUGUGGUUCGCGGAUGCCAACCUGGACAUUGUCGGGAGGGUGGAGGAGGUUGCGAAAAAGAGGGGCGUUAGCAUGGCGGUUGUGGCGACGGCGUGGGUGCUGAGGCAAGGCUGUUGGCCGAUUCUGGGUCUGAGUUCUGUAAAAAGGGUGACGGAGGCUUGCGAGGCUUUGAAGAUGAAGUUGACUGACGAAGAGGUUGAGUACCUGGAAGGCGAGUACCGACCGAGGGCGAUCCAGGGCAUGUAA